GAAGUUGACGUGUCAAAAGCGACACCUGUUGAAGACAAAUCAUAAUGCAAGUACCGGCACAAGAGUUUGUGCAGUACUUUCAACGUAUGCUAGGCGUCGCUUUUCUUUGUCGCGUGAAGGAAAGCGGAAGCGGCUGGGAGACCGGUCGAUCAAGGUCUAGCCGGUGUGAUCAGACGGGGACAGUGUUGAUUAAGCUUUUUAGUCGUAAUAUUCCUUCGUUUAAAGUACGAUCGAGACCUCGUUAGAGUUGGAGAGAGGCUAAAUUGCGCUGUGGGAAACUGAGGAGGCUUGAUAAAACAACCUUGAACGUCCCUGUGAAACAUGGCAGAGGCACCGAGCCCCAGGACCAGACUAGUGCGGUAUGGGGCAGACUUCGCCAACAUCGUCAAGGCCUUCAUUGGUUCCAACUACAUCGGCAUGCCGUUCGCCUUCUUACAAAGUGGUCUUGGGCUUGGGUUGGGCGGACUGGUGCUGAUCGCCUCCAUAACGGACCACUGCUGUCACCUCAUCGUGGACUGCAAGAAGGAACUCAUCCGGCAGAUCCUCAGCAAGUACUCCCAGCAGCGCGUCAUGACGGCCGCCGACCUGGUCAUCCAGACACACCGCCAGAAGAGGCUAGAACGUAGCCUCACCUACGGGGACUUGGGCAGGAAGGUUUUCGGCACGGGGGGACUGAUCAUCGUUAACCUGGCAUUGCUGCAGACUCAGUUCUUCUUCCUCGUUGGCUACUUUGUCUUUUUAGGGAACACCUUACAAACUCUCUGGCCAUCGGUGGAAACUAAUUCCACCCAAUUUGGGGCUUUCGAUCUCGACAUGUCUGUCACUUAUAACGUCUCUCUACACUUAAGUCAGAGAUAUCUUAGAGACGCCCCUUCCCAGUUAGGUAGUGGUGAAAACAUCCCUUCUAUUCUACAACAACGUUUUGAAGAGGCAAUAACACGUUUACCUUCUGUAGAUCAGACAAGGGAUGCCGUUGAUUUAAAAGAAAAGCAGACCCUUGUCACCCUUCCUAAAUCACAAGCGGCCAAGAACGUAAAGUCUGUUCAAGCCUCGGGAAGUUCGGUAAUAUUGCCAACAGAUUCCUUGAAUGAAAAGCUGCCGAUUGGAACUGAAAACAACAGAACUACUGUUUCUGAUAUUGAAGUAAACAACGUCACCAGCACAACAACAACACCUUCUGUAACAAUAACGAGGGAACACCACUCUACAAUAGCCAACGGAAGCACGUCCGCUCCCAUAACGACAUUAGCGCCCCCUACCAACGCGAGUUACGGGACGGUGUCUCCCACGGUGUACGUGUCCACGGCGCCGGCCUUCCCGCUCAUCCUGCUCAUCCCGUACCCGAUGUUUGUGUUCUUCUCGUACCUGCGGAGCGUGCGGUCGCUGGGACCGAUCAGCGUGCUGGCCAACCUGUCCAUCCUCGCUGGGUUCAUAUCUGUACUGGUCUACAUGCUGAUAGGUAUGGAGUUGAAGGUUUCGCACAUCAAGUGGUACCAGCUGGAAACCUUCCCGGUUUUCUUUGGUCAAGUCACCGGCGCGUUUGAAGGCAUCGGAACGGUGAUCCCGAUCGAGGCGAGUAUGGAGGGGAAUCGGCACAACUUCUCGCGGUUCCUCCACACCGCGCUCUUCCUGGUCUCUCUCAUCCUCGGCUGUUUCGGAGUCGUCGGGUACCUCCGCUACGGAACCAACGUGCAGCAGAUGAUCUCACAGAACCUACCGACGGGCUCGGUUAUCGCACAGAUAGUGAACCUGACCCUCUGUAUCGGUGUGGCCUUCACCUACCCCAUGCAGCUGGUACCAGUGGUGGAGAUUAUAGAGGGAUGGUUGUUUGCUCCAGGGAGAUGUUGUGGACCUGCUGCUGACUCAAAUGGCAGAAAUGGUUCUGUCCAAUCAGGCGGCCUCCUGAACAGCCAAUCAGAGGGCAUCACGAACAGCCAAUCAGAUCCACUGUUGCUGGAUGAUGAUGAUGAAGAUGAGGAGGAAUCUGGUGGAGAGAAGUUGACUGUUGCCAUGGCAAUACCUGACUCAGUGUCAGCCUGGAAGCGUAACCUGUUGCGUACGUUACUGGUGACGGCCUCAGGGGCUCUAGCUCUCGCACUUAAGGACGACUUUGCUUACAUUGGAGCUUUUACUGGAGCGGUUGGCAGUACCAUCCUGGCUUUCAUCCUUCCUUGUGCAAUUCACUUGAAACUCUACAGGGGGAGCCUCAGCUACAUGGUCAUGACCAAGGAUGUGCUGAUCAUCAUAUUUGGGUUGGUGGGUGGGAGCGUGAGUCUCUACUCUGUCAUACGGAGAAUGGUUCACCAGUUUUCAAAGCACUUGUAGAUGCAAUGGUCCUUUUUCUGGGACUUUCAAUUGUUGUACAUAAUUGUAUAUAUUCUUUAUCAUUCUUGAAAAAGAUCAUGGUCUUAAAUUUUUUCUGAAAAAAUGGUUUUUAGAAUGCUGGAGAUGUUGAUAUUUUUACAUGGCUAUCCAAGACAAAGCAUUGAAACUGCUGUCACUGUAUUUUACAUUAUCGUGUAUAAAUGUUACAUGCACAAUUCUGCUCUUUGCAGAUCUUUUACAGCAUUUAUGUAUUGUUUUAAUGGUGUUUGUUGCAUAUUUGAAGCUCUCAUUGACUCAGCCACAUCAUGUUUAGGUGUAAAAUUUCUCUAUAAAGUCUUUCCUGCACCAAAUGGUGCGUAGGGCGGUGCCCAUCCCUUAGCCACACAACUUUGUGCAAUCACUACAGCAGGGGGCUGUCUACUGCGUAGUGGUGCGUGUGUGUUCAAAUGCCAAUAAGUCUUUCCCAAACCAUAAUCUUGCCCAAAGCAGUGUGUGCCAUUUGAUAUGACUCGGCCAGGGUAUCAAACUUACGACCUACCGAAUACAAAGUACUGACCACUCUACUUUCUUGGCCUUUGCAUCCGUCGUAUGUAAACAAAACAUGUUUGAAUUCCAACAGAAAUUCAGGGUACUUCUAUAUGUGGUGAAUAGUGAGAUUGUUUGUAAAGAUUUGUUAGUGACUUGUACAUGUGCAAUCUUGCCACUUCUUUCCAAUAUUCUUUUAUUUUCUUACAUAUUUAUCUAUGUAAUAACAGACAUAUACAUGUAACUGGGAAUGAAGCUUAUAAUAAGUGGUCUUUUGGGCAAGGUACAUGUAACACGUGCAAUGUGGUAACUUUUGUCCAUUCUUUAUACACGUAUGUUCUCCAUUCUUUAUACAGGUAUGUUCUAUGUUGGAACAUAAGCUUUGUGGUGUGUUGAGAAAAGUGCACAUUUUAUUGUUAUUGUACGAAAUUUUAUCUUCUUGUCUUUGAAAUCAUAUUUUUGAUGGAACAGUUAGCUUGAUAAUUCAGCUUAUUCCAUUUUGAAUUUAAUCAGGAAAUGCAGAGAAAGUAUUUUAGAUGAAAUCUAUGAUGCAAUGGUUUUCAUAGGGUUUGUAAGAUUUUAUUGGAUUCUUUAAACUACCUCUGCAUUCACUUUUAAAUGGAAAAUCUCUUCUUGAAUGUGGAAGGUGUGCUUUAUAUGGUCUUCACUUUUUUUUAGAUCAUGAAACUUUCAGCUGAGCACCCAUUUUGUUUCUGAAAUAAGUGAAAUGAAAAUGUUUUGGCAGCGCAUGUUGAUUAAAUCACAUGUACAUGUACCAGUUAAAUAUCACCAUAUGAAUCAACACCAAAAGUUCAUGUUUUGUUAUCAAUAGUCCUUGUCUUCCUAUGGUACUUACAGACUUUUCACCACUCAAUGCACUAAAACUUGAAACUUCAUCCUUAUAAAGAUCAAUCUGACUGGUAUGUUGACUUGGUGCCUCCACUGGGGAAAAUAUAUAUUAUGUGUUGUGUUGCAAUAAGCUCUCGGCCAAGAACUUACAAAUAAAAAAAAAUUGAAAAGAAAAAUUAUUGGAUACCUGUUCAUUCUUUUAUUCUUACAGAGAAGAGGUUAAUUUUUUUUUCUCAUGUAUAUGAUAAUCAAGGAAUUAAAUAGCUGUAGUCUAAGUUGUUUGCAACAAUAUUUGGGAAUGAAAAUUAUGUCUAGCUAGUCAAGUGCCCUUCACUUCAGUGUUUAUACCGGUAUUCCACUGAACGACCUGUCAAACCUAACCUAAAUCUACCAUAGCUAUCUGUUGAGGAUGCUCCUACAGUUAACUAGGUAGCAAUUAGUUAUACUCUACCAUAUACAGUGGCAAUAUCUAUCGGUGAUUGUCUCUUUCUGUUAAGACAGAAUGCAAAAUGGAACAACAAACUCUUGUUUCAGUCCAGAAUAAUUUAUUCUUCUAAAAAACAGAACAUGGAAUACAGUACUCUUUGGCAGACGUACAACAAAUGCUUGUCCUUGUGUAGUAAAAACAAGUUGUUUCCAACCUUCCAACAUGGAAGGUCUACAGGAAUGUAUCCCACAAUACCUUGGUAGUUGUGUACAGUGGAAAAUGCAUCUAUUGAAUAGUAUGUUAACCAUCAACCUGCUAAGGUAGCUAUUUUGCACCAGAUUUGUAUUGGUUCUGGGGUAAGGUAGCAGGAAAAGGGUUAAUCACUUUCCAGAUACAUGUUAUAAGGCUUCAACUACCAUCCCAGAAUGUAACAUUUUGCUCCAAAGAAUGUUAUACAAAAGUA
Messenger RNA from Branchiostoma floridae (Florida lancelet), 4589 nucleotides. RefSeq lists its product as uncharacterized. Gene Ontology annotation, molecular function: amino acid transmembrane transporter activity. The record is from RefSeq and is a predicted model, not a curated record. The coding region runs from base 322 to 2325 and encodes 667 amino acids. NCBI's taxonomy places the organism in Eukaryota, Metazoa, Chordata, Leptocardii, Amphioxiformes, Branchiostomatidae. Gene Ontology annotation, biological process: amino acid transmembrane transport. The transcript is spliced from 10 exons.